Molecule: messenger RNA, 1217 nt
Organism: Solea senegalensis (Senegalese sole)
Lineage: Eukaryota; Metazoa; Chordata; Actinopteri; Pleuronectiformes; Soleidae
Gene: otulina
Product: OTU deubiquitinase with linear linkage specificity a
Exons: 3
Coding region: 136-798 (220 amino acids)
Source: RefSeq, a predicted model, not a curated record
UUGAUGACGUCAGUACAUCAGGUCGUGAACGUGAGUUGGUAUUGAUGCUCGCUCCAGUUGCCUCAGGAGUAACAACAGCACUCUCUUAUCUUUAUAAACGUUUUAUAUUUGUUUUAUUUCUGUUAGAAGGUGACGAUGUCGUGGCUUAAAUCGGUUAAAUCACACAGUAGUGAGGACGUGUUUGACGAGAACGCGGACGAGCUCACAGUGCAGCGUAGAGAGUGGACCACCAACAUGAAGAGGAGGCUGAGGGAUGGUUAUGUAGAUGGAGCUGAUGCUGGUGAAGAGCUUGCACUUCAACUUGGUUUCAACCAGGGUUACAAGGAAGGAGCAGCUCAGACUGUUUCUGUGGGCCGUCUCAAAGGCAUCGUGAGUGCUAUAUGGUGCUGGUGCCAGAUCCAGCAUCCAGAAAACCCUGUCCCAGCCUCUGUGACUGACCUCCUGCAGCAGGUUUCACAGCAUGAAGAUAAAAUCACAGAAGGCAUCAGAAAGGCUAUGGAGAAUCCUCCUCCCAGUGUGAGUGAUGUCUCAGAAAUCAUGGAGGAUCUGGAAGUAAAGCAGGUAGAUUCUGGCUGUAGUGGGGAGAGCUGUGAAGAGACGGACUGCUGUAAGAGAGGAGAAAAUAUGGAACUGGAUGAUUGUUGCCAGCCACAAAAACUCUGUUCAGGGACGACUGACCACUAUUUCUGCUCAGAUGAAGGUCUACACCUCCUCGUGCAGCGUUGCAUGGAUGUAGUAGCAGAGCUGGAACUGCCACAGGAGCUUGUCAGUCAUAUACAGGAGCUUGAGAAGUUAUAAUGACUGAUGUCAGGGACCAAAAUCACACUAAGAAAGGAUUAUACUUGAACAGACACAUGAAGAGUGAAUCAAAACAGUGUUGACUUUUUAAAGGGUUCAGUGUGUAAGAAUAAUUGACCGCAAUGGUCUCAAAAAAGGACUCCUUCCGUUCCUAAGCACGUCAUGGAACUAUGGUCACCUUAGCAUACAAGAAAGGAUGUCUUUCUUCGUCACAUGUGGAGUAAGCUUAUCCUAAGGCUACAAAAACUAUUUUGAUUUAAAGCCAUUAUACAAAUGUACAUGUACACGUGGUGUAUUCAAUUUUUACCAAUAUAUGCUUCUAAUGCACUUUUCCAUUAUAUAGUUCUAGCCCUACUCAGCUCGACUUUCUAACUGAUCUACAGUUCGACGUUGUUCAGUUUGAUUCUUGUGUCGGAUGU